Molecule: messenger RNA, 2556 nt
Organism: Lineus longissimus
Lineage: Eukaryota; Metazoa; Nemertea; Pilidiophora; Heteronemertea; Lineidae
Exons: 1
Coding region: 1-2556 (851 amino acids)
Biological process (GO): DNA integration
Molecular function (GO): nucleic acid binding
Source: RefSeq, a predicted model, not a curated record
AUGGACAGCCUUGCUGAAAUCAAAGAGGGAUGUCAGCUGUAUGAAGAAUUGUCAUCACUUUUGAAAGGAGCAGCCAUGCACCCGAGAAAAUGGUUGUCGAACUCAUCAGCUGUACUAGCCCGUAUACCGGAAACUGACAGAGCCUCAGAAAUCAACCUAGAAGAAGGACAGCUGCCCUCUGUUAAAGCACUUGGAGUUCUUUGGCUUGCUGAAGAAGACGUGUUUACCUUCCACUUGACAGCCCCAGAAGAAGAUUUCAAGAUAACCAAGAGAAGCCUGCUGAGGAAAGUUGCUUCAAUAUUUGAUCCGCUGGGAUUGGUCUCCCCAUACGUUGUCAGAGGAAAAAUGCUGAUGCAAGAAGUUUGGGCGAGUGGAAUCGAUUGGGAUGAUGAGGUUCCUGAAAUCUUGGAGAAGAAAGCGAGAGAUUGGAUGACUGAGAUAUCUUAUUUGGCAGAGGCAAAAGUACCGAGAUGUAUCCAACUUCAAGAGAAGGCAGUCAGCAUCGAGAUACAUUCAUUUGGAGAUGCAUCAGCAGAUGCACAUGGAGCAGCCAUCUAUACCAGAGUUACCUAUGACAGCGGCAUGGUAACUUCACGUCUGAUAGCUUCAAAGACCAAAGUCGCUCCCCUUGUCGCUACCAGUAUACCAAAACUCGAGAUGAUGGCAAUUCUCAACUUACAGCUAGCCCAGUCAGUUGUAACAGCCUUAAAAGUCUCCCUUCGAGAUGUCACGUUCUGGUCCGACAGCUUAAAUGUCCUAUGGUGGAUAAGACGCCCAAGUCGAAAGUUGAAAAUCUUCAUAGCCAACCGAGUAGGGGAAAUACAAAGCCAUACAGAUCCAAGUCAAUGGAGGUAUAUCGCCACUAAACAGAAUCCAGCAGAUUUACCGUCAAGAGGAGUCAAAGCAGCAGAUUUGGUCAGUCAGCAGCUGUGGUGGAGGGGUCCAGCGUUUCUUCUUGAACACAAGACAGAGUGGCCAGAAAACCAGUUCGAGAGAGGAGCUGAAGCAGUUGAUGAAGUCAAGACAACAGAGAUUGGAUUGUUCACUACCGGAGCAGUCAAUCUGUUAGAUACACGGCUGGAUCCAACACAUCACUCAAGUUGGCUGCGAUUAACCAGACUCCAUGCAUGGGUGCAACGUUUCUUGGAGAAUUGCACAACAUCACCAGUCUCGAGAACAAGAGGCGAACUCACAGCUGAAGAAAUCCACGAUGCUGAACUUUUCCUCAUCAGACAAGCUCAAGUCGAAUCAUUCAAAGACGAGUUUACAGCCUUGAAGAACGGAAGGGAGCUUCCUAAGUCGAGUCCACUUGCUAGUCUAAAGUCAAAAUUAGACAGGGAUCAGAUCCUACGAGUUGAUGGUCGGUUGGAGUAUGCAGAAAAUCUGACCUUUGAUGCUAAGCAUCCCAUAGUUCUACCAAGAAAACAUCGAACAACUCAGCUGAUUGUACAGGCGUACCAUGAGCAGGGACACCACGUCGCUGUUACAAAUCAAACACUUGCAGCACUAUCGGCAAAAUACUGGAUAAUCCGUGGUCGUGAGGAGGUCCGAGAUGGUGAGGCCAACUGUAACUUCUGUAAACGUAGGAAAGCAAGAAUCGUCAACCAAGUUGUGGCUCCGUUACCAAAGUCACGGGUAACUCAGCCUCUUCGAGCCUUCACUGUCACAUCCGUCGAUUACGCUGGGCCUUUUCUCACGAAACAGAGCAGAAGAGUUCAAACAAAGAGAUGGUUGUGCCUUUUCACAUGCCACGCAUCCCGAGCCCUGCAUUUAGAGAUGGCGUACUCAAUGAAUACAGACUCGUUCCUUAAUGCUUUCCACCGUUUUGUCAAUCGAAGAGGGGUCCCACUGGAGAUGACAUCAGACAAUGGUAGUAAUUUCGUGGGUGCCAAUAGAGAACUUAUGGAGCUGAUCACCCAACUCGAUAGGGAUAAGAUUGUUCGAGAGACAGCCGGACAAGGAGUAAAGUGGACUUUCUUCCCCCCAUUGGGUCCACAUUUUGGGGGUCUUCAUGAAAGUUUAGUCAAGAGUGCCAAACGAGCGAUAAAAGCAAUCUUAGAACGAGCCGAUAUCACAGAUGAAGAACUGCAGACUGCCUUUACCGGAGCUGAGGCGCUUCUUAACUCGAGACCGCUCACAUACCAGUCUGCAGAUGCUAGGGAUGAAAUGCCACUCACCCCUAAUCACUUUCUGCAUGGCCAAUGUGGGGGUCAGUUUGCACCAGAAGUCAUUGAUACCAUCGAUGGAACCCGUUUCAGCCCUGCCAGAAGAUGGAGAAGAGUUCAAGAUCUCCUUAAGCAUUUCUGGAGACGUUGGCAGAGUGAAUGGCUUCCACUGUUGCAGCACCGUCAGAAAUGGAGAGAUACCAAGAAAGACUUAACUGUUGGCACUGUCGUUCUCGUCGCCGACCCAGGUUCAACAAGGGGAACCUGGCCUCUUGGCCGGAUAACGGAGGUAUUUCCUGGAAAGGAUGGUCACACCAGAGUCGCCAGAAUCCAAGUUGGUGAGAAAACAAUGCUCCGCCCAAUCGUCCGAUUGUGUCCCUUGGAGUGUUGA